Messenger RNA from Callithrix jacchus (white-tufted-ear marmoset), 4436 nucleotides. It is a transcript of the gene ITGA7, whose product is annotated as integrin subunit alpha 7. Gene Ontology annotation, biological process: leukocyte migration; cell-matrix adhesion; cell adhesion mediated by integrin. Lineage: Eukaryota; Metazoa; Chordata; Mammalia; Primates; Cebidae. The record is from RefSeq and is a predicted model, not a curated record. Gene Ontology annotation, cellular component: external side of plasma membrane; integrin complex. Gene Ontology annotation, molecular function: integrin binding.
CAAGGCCAGUUUCCACCCCAGACACCAGCCUGGGCAUCCUCUAGGCGACGCGCUUGGGUCUCCACCUGCCGCGGGAGAGAGGGGCGGGGCCGGGGGAGGGGCCUGGGCGGUGCCCCCGGGAGAGAAGGCGGGAGCCGGAGUGGACGCCCGAGCUGCGGCUGCUGUAGCUGCCCUAGCGGGUGUUGGGGCGGCGGACCGCGGGAGGGAGGGCUGGCGGGGCGAACGACUGGGAGACCUCAGAAAGACCAACGAGACUUCGGAGACCAGAGACGCGCCUGGGGGGACCUGGGGCUUGGGGCGCGCGCGAGUUCCCUUGCAAUCGCUGGGAGCGCGCGCGGGGAUCGUGCCAUGGCCGGGGCUCGGAGCCGCGACCCUUGGGGGGCCUCCUGGAUUUGCUACUUUUUUGGCUCCCUGCUCGUCGAACUGCUCUUCUCACGGGCUGUCGCCUUCAAUCUGGACGUGAUGGGUGCCUUGCGCAAGGAGGGCGAGCCAGGCAGCCUCUUCGGCUUCUCUGUGGCCCUGCACCGGCAGUUGCAGCCCCGACCCCAGAGCUGGCUGCUGGUGGGUGCUCCCCAGGCCCUGGCUCUUCCUGGGCAGCAGGCGAAUCGCACUGGUGGCCUCUUUGCUUGUCCCUUGAGCCUGGAGGAGACCGACUGCUACAGAGUGGACAUCGACCAGGGAGCUGAUGUGCAAAAAGAAAGCAAGGAGAACCAGUGGUUGGGAGUCAGUGUUCGGAGCCAGGCACCUGGGGGCAAGAUUGUUACCUGUGCACACCGAUAUGAGGCACGGCAGCGAGUGGACCAGAUCCUGGAGACACGGGAUAUGAUUGGUCGCUGCUUUGUGCUAAGCCAGGAUCUGGCCAUCCGGGAUGAGUUGGAUGGUGGGGAAUGGAAGUUCUGUGAGGGGCGACCCCAAGGCCAUGAACAAUUUGGGUUCUGCCAGCAGGGCACAGCUGCCGCCUUCUCCCCUGAUAGCCACUACCUCCUCUUUGGGGCCCCUGGAACCUAUAAUUGGAAGGGCACAGCCAGGGUGGAGCUCUGUGCACAGGGCUCAGCGGACCUGGCACACCUGGACGACGGGCCCUACGAGGCGGGGGGGUUGCUUUUUGUGACCAACAUUGAUAGCUCAGACCCUGACCAGCUGGUGUAUAAAACUUUGGACCCUGCUGACCGGCUCCCAGGACCAGCCGGAGACUUGGCCCUGAAUAGCUACUUAGGUUUCUCUAUCGACUCGGGGAAAGGUCUGGUGCGUGCAGAAGAGCUGAGCUUUGUGGCUGGGGCUCCCCGUGCCAACCACAGGGGUGCCGUGGUCAUCCUGCGCAAGGACAGCGCCAGUCGCCUGGUGCCCGAGGCUGUGCUGUCUGGGGAGCGCCUGACCUCUGGCUUCGGCUACUCGCUGGCUGUGGCUGACCUCAACAGUGAUGGCUGGCCAGACCUGAUAGUGGGUGCCCCCUACUUCUUUGAGCGCCAAGAAGAGCUGGGGGGUGCCGUGUAUGUGUACUUGAACCAGGGGGGCCAUUGGACCGGAAUCUCCCCGCUCCGGCUCUGUGGCUCCCCUGACUCCAUGUUCGGGAUCAGCGUGGCUGUCCUGGGGGACCUCAACCAAGAUGGCUUUCCAGAUAUUGCAGUGGGUGCCCCCUUUGAUGGGGAUGGGAAAGUCUUCAUCUACCAUGGGAGCAGCCUGGGCAUUGUCGCCAAACCUUCACAGGUGCUGGAGGGUGAGGCUGUGGGCAUCAAGAGCUUCGGCUACUCCCUGUCAGGCAACUUGGAUAUGGAUGGGAACCAAUACCCUGACCUGCUGGUGGGCUCCCUGGCUGACUCUGCCGUGCUCUUCAGGGCCAGACCUGUCCUCCAUGUCUCCCAUGAGGUCUCUAUUGCUCCUCGAAGCAUCGACCUGGAGCAGCCCAACUGUGCUGGUGGCCACUUGGUCUGUGUGGACCUAAGGGUCUGUUUCAGCUACAUUGCAGUCCCCAGAAGCUAUAACCCUACCGUGGCCCUGGAUUACGUGUUAGACGGGGACACAGACCGGAGGCUCCGGGGCCAGGUUCCCCGUGUGAUCUUCCUGAGACGUAGCCCAGAUGAACCCAAGCACCAGGCCUCGGGCACCGUGUGGCUAAAGCACCAGCAUGACCGAGUCUGUGGAGAUGCCAUGUUCCAGCUCCAGGAAAACAUCAAAGACAAGCUUCGGGCCAUUGUAGUGACCUUGUCCUACAGUCUGCCGACCCCUCGGCUCCGGCGACAGGCUCCUGGCCAGGGGCUGCCCCCAGUGGCCCCCAUCCUCAAUGCCCACCAGUCCAGCACCCAGCGGGCAGAGAUCCACUUCCUGAAACAAGGCUGUGGUGAAGACAAGAUCUGCCAGAGCAAUCUGCAGCUGGUCCGUGCCCGCUUCUGUGCCCGGGUCAGCGACACGGAAUUCCAGCCUCUGCCCAUGGAUGCAGACGGAACAACAGCCCUGUUUGCACUGAGUGGGCAGCCGGUCAUUGGCCUGGAGCUGAUGGUUACCAACCUGCCAUCGGACCCAGCCCAGCCCCAGGCUGAUGGGGAUGAUGCCCAUGAAGCCCAGCUCCUGGUCAUGCUUCCUGCCUCACUACACUACUCAGGAGUCCGGGCCCUGGACCCUGCGGAGAAGCCACUCUGCCUAUCCAAUGAGAAUGCCUCCCAUGUUGAGUGUGAGCUGGGGAACCCCAUGAAGAGAGGUGCCCAGGUCACCUUCUACCUCAUCUUUAGCACCUCAGGGAUCAGCAUUGAGACCACAGAACUGGAGGUGAAGCUGCUGUUGGCCACGAUCAGUGAGCAGGAGCUGCAUGUAGUCUCUGCACGAGCCCGUGUCUUCAUUGAGCUGCCACUGUCCAUUGCAGGGAUGGCCAUCCCCCAGCAACUCUUCUUCUCUGGAGUGGUAAGGGGUGAGAGCGCCAUGCAGUCUGAGCGGGAUGUGGGCAGCAAGGUCAAGUAUGAGGUCACGGUCUCCAACCAAGGCCAGUCACUCAAAACCCUGGGCUCUGCCUUCCUCAACAUCAUGUGGCCCCAUGAGAUUGCCAAUGGGAAGUGGCUGCUGUACCCAAUGCGGGUGGAGCUGGAGGGCGGUCAGGGGCCUGGGCAGAAAGGGCUUUGCUCUCCCAGGCCCAACAUCCUCCACCUGGAUGUGGACAGCAGGGAUAGGAGGCGGCGGGAGCUGGAGCUGCCUGAGCAACCGGAGCCUGGUGAGCAGCAGGAGCCUAGCAUGUCCUGGUGGCCAGUGUCCUCUGCUGAGAAGAAGAAAAACAUCACCCUGGACUGUGCCCGGGGCACUGCCAACUGUGUGGUGUUCAGCUGCCCACUCUACAGCUUCGACAGAGCGGCUGUGCUGCGUGUCUGGGGCCGUCUCUGGAAUAGCACCUUUCUGGAGGAGUACUCAGCUGUGAAGUCCCUGGAAGUGAUUGUCCGAGCCAAUAUCACAGUGAAGUCCUCCAUAAAGAACCUGAUGCUCCGAGAUGCCUCCACAGUGAUCCCGGUGAUGGUAUACUUGGACCCCGUGGCUGUGGUGGCAGAAGGAGUGCCCUGGUGGGUUAUCCUCCUGGCUGUACUUGCUGGGCUGCUGGUGCUGGCACUGAUGGUGCUGCUCCUGUGGAAGUGUGGCUUUUUCCAUCGGAGCAGCCAGCGCUCACCUUUUCCCACCAACUAUCACCGGGCCUGUCUGGCUGUGCAGCCUUCAGCUGUGGAAGUUGGGGGUCCAGGGACUGUGGGAUGGGAUUCUUCAAACGGGCGAAGCACCCCGAGGCCACCGUGCCCCAGUACCAUGCAGUGAAGAUUCCUCGGGAAGACCGACAGCAGUUCAAGGAGGAGAAGACGGGCACUAUCCUUAGGAGCAACUGGGGCAGCCCCCGGCGGGAGGGCCCGGAUGCACACCCCAUCCUGGCUGCUGACGGGCACCCCGAGCUGGGCCUCGAUGGGCAUCCAGGACCAGGCACCGCCUAGGUUCCUGUGUCCCAGCCUGGCUUGUGGCUCCCCUCCGCCCCUUCCCCAGAGAUGGCUCCUUGGGAUGAAGAGGGUAGAGUGGGCUGCUGGUGUCGCAUCAAGAUUUGGCAGGAUCUGCUUCCUCAGGGGCACAGACCUCUCCCACCCACAAGAACUCCUCCACCCAGCUUCCCCUUAGAGUGCUAUGAGAUGAGGGCAGGUAAAUCAGGGAUAGGGCCACAGGGUAAGGUGAGAAGGUCAGGGGUGUCUUGAUGCAAAGGUUGGGGGAAGGGAUCCUAAUCCCUCCCUCCCCCAUUCACCCUGUAGAACAGGACCCCAAGGACUUGGCUCCCUAAGAAGUGCCUUAGCCUAGAGGGUCAGGAAGAAGGCUGUGUCACUAACUCAGGGGCUCCUCCCUCUCUAGUUUCUCCUCUCCUCUGACCUUACUUUGCUACAUCAGUCUAGUGGUUUAAUCUAUUUAUUAAAAAACAUUUGAGAACAAAA